Messenger RNA from Pollicipes pollicipes, 1626 nucleotides. RefSeq names its product potassium channel subfamily K member 4. Bases 40 to 1626 code for a protein of 528 amino acids. Gene Ontology annotation, molecular function: potassium ion leak channel activity; outward rectifier potassium channel activity. Gene Ontology annotation, biological process: stabilization of membrane potential; potassium ion transmembrane transport. NCBI's taxonomy places the organism in Eukaryota, Metazoa, Arthropoda, Thecostraca, Pollicipedomorpha, Pollicipedidae. Gene Ontology annotation, cellular component: plasma membrane. The transcript has 7 exons. The record is from RefSeq and is a predicted model, not a curated record.
GCGGCGCGGCGCCCUCGUGCUAGGCUCCGCGUCGCAACCAUGGCCGUGCCUUUGCCCAAGGGCGCCGACUUCGGGCGCAACAAGCGCACGCGGCGCACACUGGUGAUGGCCGUGGUAUUCGUGCUGUACCUCGUGCUGGGCGGCAUCGCCUUCCGCUACCUCGAGACGUACCCGAAGACGCUGACUGUGCGGCAACCGCGCGCCGCAUGGCAUGUACUCAGAGAGUACCGGCGAAUCCAGGACAACAGUACAGAGGAGUCGGGGCCCAGCUGGUCCACGCUGAAGACCUCCGCACUCUCCAGCUGCGAGGAGGAGGGCACCCACCGAGUCGAGGUCCUGCUCGAGUCGUAUGGCCUGACAGGCGAGCUGGACACGUUGGACGAGGCUGUCCAGCUGUGCGGCGACGGCGCCUACCAGCUGGCCCAGGAGCAGCGCGACGUCCCCUGGAGCUUCAUCGACUCCGUCUUCUUCUGCAUGACGGUCGUCACAACCAUCGGGUAUGGCCACAUUUCGCCGUCGUCGCCGGGCGGCCAGAUCUUCUGCAUCGUGUACUCGCUGCUCGGUAUCCCGACGAGCGGCCUGCUGCUGGCCGGCCUCUCCGACUUCUUCGCCGGCAACCUGCUCAACUUCUACGACUCCAAAUGGCAGCGGCGAUACGGCGACUCGAGAUGGAGCCUGGCAGCCUUCACCGCCAUCUACCUGCUCGUGGGCUUCCUGCUGUUUGUUUUUGUGCCGGCCAUCGUGUUCUCGUGGCUGGAAGACUGGAACUACCGCGAGGCCGUCUACUACGCCUUCAUCACACUCUCCACCAUCGGCUUCGGAGACUACACAGCAGCGGUCGCCGCCGACGACGCCUGGACGACGGUGUACAAGGUGUUCGUUAUGGUCUGGAUCCUGGUCGGGCUUGGCUACUGGGUGUUGGUGCUCAACUUCCUGCAGAAGACGCUCAAGUCGAAGGAGGUGAUGAAGACGCUGAAGUCGACCUCACGGCUGAUCGCGCGCGAGGCCGAGGAGCUGCGCCACGUCCUCUCGGACGUCGGCCUGAUCCACCGGGACGCUGUCUUCAUCCCGGAGCACUCCAAGACGGCGCUGAACCUGAUGCUCAGCAUGAGCAACACGCUGGCGGGCACGUCCCACGCGGGCAGCCCGGGCGAGCCCCGCCCCGCUGGUGUGCGCGGCAUUCACUCGAUCGGCGACAACCUGCGCAGCCAGAGCUUGCUGGCGGCGCUGAUGGCCUCCAUGCCGCCACCGGCCGUCACCGCCGCCGGCCGCGAGGAGCCCGAGGAGGGCAUGGUGAACCUCGGCUACCUCUCGGACGGCACGCCGGAGCGGGUGGUGGCGCCGGCGACCGACGCGCGCGCGGAGGAGGCACUCGCCGACGCGCGCGUGGAGGAGGUGGCCGUGGACGUAACAGUGCUGGGGGAGGUGGAGAGUGGACAGGAGCGGGUUGAGGUGGAAGCGGCGGGGUUGGAUGUGGCGGGGGCGAAGACGAAGGGGGCGGAGAUGGAGGAGGCGGAGGCGCGGCAGUCCGGCUCUGCCGCAAAUCAAACGUUUGGUGAUGUGAGCGUUGACGCCCAGUUCCUUGGCCACCUGAUCCUGGGUAUCCUGCUGUGCCCGGCCACCUGA